This is a messenger RNA of Striga asiatica, 2860 nucleotides long. The record is from the annotation of a GenBank genome assembly. NCBI's taxonomy places the organism in Eukaryota, Viridiplantae, Streptophyta, Magnoliopsida, Lamiales, Orobanchaceae.
CUUGGACGGAGUUGCAUUGUGUAAACAAAACGGUCCUAAAAAACCAGAGGCCGCUGACAUCACCCAAAUUGGCAAACCCCACUCUCCCUACACUCACACAAUCUGAGAAAAGGCCACCAAAUAUUGCACCUAAGACCAGCGGUCUCCAGCUCUUGCCGCCGUUGUGAAACCCUAAUGGCAUCAUCCGCGGCGGCGAUCACCCCUCCACCGCCGGAGACAUUGAAUGCCGAUGCGGACGAUGGAGACGAGGAUGUCGAGUACGAGGAGAUUGAGGAGGAAAUCGAGGUAGAAGAAGAAAUCGAAGUGGAGGAAGAGAUCGAAGUCGAGGAAGAGGUUGAUGAAGAAGAAGUGGAGGCCAAAGAUGCGGAGGAGGACGGGGAAGAUGAAUUUGGCGAGGACUUAACUCCAUCACGCGAAGGGGAUCAAGUAAUUGACAUGGAUCUUGAGGAUGAUGAAGAAUACAUACAAUCAAGUCCUGUGAUUCAAGGAAUUUCUCUUUCAAAUCCACUUAUUGAUAUCCCCAUGGCACCAAAAGAUGUUGGCCCUGUGAAAAUUUCCAAGUCAAGUGAGAAAGACGAAUUACAUGUCAAUGGAGAAAGAACAUCUAUGGAUGAUACAAAAGCUCCUUUAGUGGGAGAGUUUAAUGCUGGCUUUAUAUCAGCUGAUGCUUCUAGACAUAAGGAGAACAUUAUUAUGUCUGUUGCUGGAGAAACAAAUGACACUGAGACAGAAAUUCUGGCCCACAUAACACAGAUGCCACCGAGGUUGCAUGUUCCCCAGGUAAGGUUCAGGGAACCUUCCUCGAUCGCUGAAUUUGACAGAGAAAACAAAAAACUGAGGAUCAUGUGUGAAUUUCAUGCCAAAGGAUGGUGCAUCAAAGGAAAUUCUUGUAGGUUCCUUCACACAAAGGAUGGAUUAGAUGAUUUGAAGAAAAGUACUGGAUUGGAGAGACGAGCUUCUUCAAAUGUAUGUGUUCCGCCACAGCCGAGUGAGAAGAACCUUGAAAUAAAUUGUGAUUCUGAGAAGUUGUUUCUCCACGAGAAUGAUGCUUUAGGAGCCACUCCUUUAGAGGAUGGUAGGAGUUUUGGACUCAACUUAUACUUGAAUAACUACCCCUACCCGCCCCUUCCUUUGGCCAAAGACAGGUUAAUUGAUAGGAAUGUGAUGUACACUGGGCAUUUCUCCAGUUGUUCUGCCACAUCCAAUGAGAAUCAUCAUCUAACUAGAACUUCUGCUUUUGGAACAACAGUAGAGGAAAUGAAUAGUAAAAAUAGGGACCUAAGGUCCUCCGAUUUACUUUAUUCACACUCUAGGCAGCCGUUAUCUCUUGGUUCGUCCUCUUGGAACAAUGUCGCCCUUGGAACCGACAACCUUUUAAAGAGUGGCAUUGAGCGUCAUGCUUCUGUAUCCUCUUCCUUACAAAGAGACAUUUCAGGGGUUCCUUGUUCUGAAUCGGAAAAGUUGCUACGUAGUCAUAAAUUUGGGGGCGUAAAUCCAGACAAAUCCAACACUAAGUCAUCCUCUGGUUAUUGGGAGCCAUCGGCCCCUUUUCGUCCGUCACAUGCUGUAACUCGAAAUCUGUUGAUGAAAGAAAAUCUGUAUGACCCCAUAUGGGAUAGCAUUAACCAGACAGAUGUUAAAGAUGGACGGGUGAAGUUUUCACAUUCUGACCAAGGUUCAUCUGUCAAGAAUUUAAACGUGCAUUCACCAGAGGAGAGGCCUUUGGAUUCAGUUCAUGUUGGCGAUAAUGUGAAAGAUAAUAAAAUGAGCUCCAGUAGUGAUAAUAAACUGAAAGUUGACGAGAAAAGGCAUAAGACGGUAGUUAAAAUUGAUGGAUCUAGCAAAAACAUGGGGACUGUUGUCGAUUUUAACAGAGAUGGUCAUGUGCAAACUGAAUCAAAGGCUGCUUUGAAAAGUUUCCAGUCAGAACUUAUAGAAGUCGUGAAGGAAUUGAUUAGACCGACUUGGAAUGAAGGCUUGUUGAGCAGGGAUGCUCAUAAACUAAUAGUUAGGAAGACGGUUGACAAGGUUAUCUGCUCAUUCCAACCCCACCAGAUUCCGUGCACGGGUGAAACAAUUAAGUUGUAUCUUUCUUCAUCUCGGCCCAAACUUGCAAAGCUAGUUCAGGCUUACAUCGACAAGUAUGGAAAAACCUGAAACCUGUUCAAGCAGCCUUUGUACCAUAAAUCCCUGCUAGAAGAAGCCUGAUUUCAGUAGUCUGCAGAUGUUCUCUAGACAUGCUGGUACAGAUCCAUAAUCCAAGCCACAAGAGCAUUAAAAAAAUUUGGAAGUAGUUUGUUAUUUCCAUGAUUGUAUUGUAUAUUGUUUCACUUGUGCUUGUUCGAGGAUAUGCUGCAAUCUCCUCUAAGGCAUGACACAUGAUAAACAGCUUCUCUGGGCCAACAGCUUUUUCUCCUCUGCUACGUACACCUGCAAAGGUUAGAGACCUGCUCGAGACAAAAUCUGAGGAUACGCAUACGUACGGUGAUGUUUUCUUUGACAUUUCCUUUGCAAAUGCUGGGUUUCAGUGUAUUUUGGGGGUUAGUUGACUAAAUUUUGCUUUGUUAUUGAGCUUUUUAUAUUUUGGGAGUCCUUUUUUUUUUUUUUUCGGCGUACUGUAUAAUUGUGGAUAUCUGUAUAUGUAUGUAUAUCUCCGUAUACAGAGGUCAUAAUCAUUUUGAGUGGUAACAUGAAUUUGCCUUUGUCCACUUUUAGGUUUUAUUAUGGUUAAGAACAAAUAUUUGUUAUUUUUACAUGUGGUGUAACCCUUAUAAAAGUUUGUGCUUAGUCGAUAUUAUGGUGAAAUUUUUGUGGAGGUGGAACUUUGCUGCUAUGUAACUGUAAAUGUUGUUGGUAUUUG